Molecule: messenger RNA, 474 nt
Organism: Exserohilum turcica Et28A
Lineage: Eukaryota; Fungi; Ascomycota; Dothideomycetes; Pleosporales; Pleosporaceae
Product: carbohydrate-binding module family 50 protein
Exons: 1
Coding region: 1-474 (157 amino acids)
Source: RefSeq, a predicted model, not a curated record
AUGAAGCUUUUGUCACUUUGCACUUCGAUGCUGCUGGCGACCACAGCCGCAGCUGCCGCCAUUGCCGCAAAUCCACAUUCCAUUUAUCGUCGCUGUCCAGCAGACACCACCGCACCUGAUGCCAUGCCCACAUCAAUCGAAUCUGUAUCUCCAGCUCCCUCUUCACUACCACCAGCAACAACAACAACCCUGGCACCAUCACCUGUUGCCAGUCCUACAGCCUCUCCGCCACCAGCACCUGCAGCACCAUCCGACGACAGCAGUAGUAGUACCUCACCCCAAAAAACCGUCACCAUCGCCCCAGGCGACACGCUCGAGAAGAUUGCAGCGGCGAAUGGCGUCGGCGUCUGCGAUUUAGCUCGGGCGAAUGAGAUUGCGGAUCCGAAUAAGAUUCUCGCGGGGAGUACGCUGGUGGUUCUGGGGUUGGCCGGCGACAAGGAUAACUCGACUUGUUUGGAGGCCGGGGGAGUGUGA